GUAAACACACAACCGCCCGCCCGCCAGCCACGGCUAACGGCAAGUUUAAACGAAAACUGCCGGUCCCAAGAGCCCACACAGAGUGCUCACCAUGACCCGGGAGCUCAGCAAGGAGGCCUUGCAGGAAUUGUAUGCCUGGAUUGACGGAAUCCCGCUGUCCAGGCCGAAACGGAACAUUGCCCGGGAUUUCAGUGACGGAGUAUUGGUUGCUGAAGUGGUGAAGCAUUUUUUGCCAAAACUGGUAGAAAUACACAACUAUAUUCCAGCAAACUCUACCCAGCAAAAACUGAGCAAUUGGCAGAUAUUAGACAGGAAGGUAUUUUCCAAAUUACAUUUUCAUAUUUCAGAAGACAUGUUAACAAAGUUGGUUAAGAGCUCUCCUGGAGUUAUUGAAACAGUUUUAUACAUGUUAAGACAGAAGAUUGAGGAAGAACUCAAUCGCACACAAGAGGUGGAAAAUUACAGUACUUCUGCUGACAAGAACAUUUUAGAUUAUGUAUCACCCAACAUGCAUUUAUUUACAAAGGAAUGUCAAUCCCAACCAGAAAUGUGGUACAACAAUCAGAAGCAGAGGUCAUUUUGCGACCAGUAUUCCCAUCUGAAUCCUGAAAUUCGUCUCUUGUUAGAGGAAAAAGAUCAAGCUCUGUUAGCCCUUCGUGAAACUAUGGAGAUACUGCAGAUGAAAGUGCAGAGACUUGAACAUCUGGUUCAGCUGAAAGAUCUCCGAAUUGAAGAUCUGACAAGACAUUUGAAUAAGCAUAAAUCACAGAAGACGAUGAAGUGACAGCAAGUAAAGGGGAAAAAAACAGGAAUAAUUAAAAUCUCAAUGGAAGAAAUGUUUGGCAACCUCAUAUUCAUUUGUUUUCAAACACCUGAUGAAAUGGGAUGACAGUAAUAUGUUGGUGUUUUCACUCUCUAAAAACAGAUUGGCAACGCAUUUUUCACAGAGAUUGGAGACUUCUUAGAUUACUUUGUCUUUUAGAAUGAUGGCAGAACUGUGUUGUUACACCACUCAUCUGACUUGUUGCGACUUCAGGAACACAUAGAGAAUUAGAAUACAAUUUAUUUUUAAAUCUUAGUACUUAAUAAAACUUAGAGUGGUUUGUUGUAGAAGGUUACUUUAUUGAGAAAGAUUCUACUCCUGGUAGGUCUUAGUGCUGCUAGACAUGUAAUAUUUAAAGUGUUAUUUAACAUAACAAAAUACAUAUUUGUGAAUAAAUCAUAUUUUGUCUAGUUGUAUAUUUCCCACAUUAUUGGAAAACACAAUGCAUUUUAUAACUUUCAUUUAAAAUUCCAUGAUUUUAAAACUGACGUGAUGGAACAUUACAACCUAAUUUUACCAUG
This is a messenger RNA of Rhincodon typus (whale shark), 1344 nucleotides long. RefSeq names its product sperm flagellar 1 (gene spef1). Gene Ontology annotation, cellular component: axoneme. Bases 92 to 784 code for a protein of 230 amino acids. The record is from RefSeq and is a predicted model, not a curated record. Gene Ontology annotation, biological process: regulation of cytoskeleton organization. Lineage: Eukaryota; Metazoa; Chordata; Chondrichthyes; Orectolobiformes; Rhincodontidae. The transcript has 7 exons. Gene Ontology annotation, molecular function: microtubule binding.